This is a messenger RNA of Colletotrichum chrysophilum, 888 nucleotides long. RefSeq lists its product as uncharacterized. The record is from RefSeq and is a predicted model, not a curated record. The transcript has a single exon. Gene Ontology annotation, cellular component: cytoplasm. Gene Ontology annotation, biological process: mitochondria-nucleus signaling pathway; regulation of nitrogen utilization; negative regulation of transcription by RNA polymerase II. The coding region runs from base 1 to 888 and encodes 295 amino acids. Lineage: Eukaryota; Fungi; Ascomycota; Sordariomycetes; Glomerellales; Glomerellaceae.
AUGUCCCCGAAGAUGCCCGCCACGGCGCUUGCAUCACUGUCUGUCACUCCUAUUCCCUUUCCAGAACAGGUGAACUCCCCAGACGCUCCGCAUUCUGGAAACAAAUCCCACAACACUACCGACGGCAAUAUCUCUUCCUCGCAAGCCUCAGCUUCUCGCGCUGCGUCAGAAAACCCAAAGGACGCCACUAACGGCACUUCCUCUGACAACUCGGACACCGACUACGUCGACGAGAGCGCCAUUGACGACGAGGAUGAUUCUUCCGACUGGGAAGACGCGAUCGAAGAUAGCAACAAGUCUAGCAUUGACGAGAAGACCUUCUUUCAGCGCGUCGACUCCAAGGUCAACCUGAUCUCGCGCGGCUCUCUCAUUACCCUCAUGAUCGAACAGCAGAGAGAACGCGGCCGGGCUGGCAACGUUCCCUCUCAGUCUACUUCGGCACUGCCUUGGAAUCGCACCAGCCACCCAGCCCCGCCUACCUUGGCUGUCUCUCCAAACGAUUCCGACGAUGCUCCUUUGAUGAUGAAGCGUGGCAACCGCUCGUCGCCUCCGAAGUCCAUCGUCAAGGUGCCCCGGUCCGCGGCUCAGCCUAUCCUCGCAAGACCCAGCGAAAGCUGUCCGUUGAUCCCCACAUCCCCCCGAACCACACGACGCAACAUGCUCGCGACGGAGCUUACCGAGUCUCUCCGACGGAACCUGCUCUGGGAGCAUCAACAAAAGUGCUCUACUGCCAACGCAGUCCUCAAGCGCCGUCAUACCUCCCCCGACGUCACGAAUCUGAAUCAGAACUCCGAGAAGACCUACAUGAACAACAAUGAGGAUCUUUCCAUCGCUCCCCAGUACGUCUCCGAGUACUAUUCCAAGGAUUACCACUCAAAGGGCUGGUGA